Messenger RNA from Aureobasidium vineae, 477 nucleotides. The record is from the annotation of a GenBank genome assembly. NCBI's taxonomy places the organism in Eukaryota, Fungi, Ascomycota, Dothideomycetes, Dothideales, Saccotheciaceae.
AUGAACAAUCCACCACCCAUCCCCAUCGCCAGCCAGGCUCAAGACAUCGACCUCGGCGAAUACCGCAGCGACGGAACAGGAGAAGAAUGUUUCAACCUCAUCACAGUCAAAUAUCAGACGGAAGACUUUCUCGAGCACUUGACGCACAUCUUUAACACGCGUGGCUACGCACUUACGGCGUUUGGCCACUAUGUCAGAUUUGUCAACUCUCCGCCCAAAGGUUACACGGCAUACUGGCGGCACCGAAAGCUUACUCUGCCUGAAGAUCCCCAAUACUUGACGAUCGGCGAUAUCUACGUGUACGGACACCCGUCCAAAAAGCCCUUCAAGACAGUCGCACGCUUUGGACAGCAUCUCGUCAGUAUCGUGCUGGGCGACCUGGAAAACUGCAAGUGUGAUCUUUGUGACGGGACUGGUCCACUACCUUCCAACCCUCGGUACCCUGCUGAUAUCAAAGUGCCUGUUAUGCACGGAGAU